Messenger RNA from Perca fluviatilis (European perch), 3102 nucleotides. RefSeq names its product forkhead box O3A (gene foxo3a). Gene Ontology annotation, cellular component: mitochondrial matrix; nucleus. The record is from RefSeq and is a predicted model, not a curated record. Bases 842 to 2704 code for a protein of 620 amino acids. Gene Ontology annotation, biological process: regulation of transcription by RNA polymerase II. The transcript is spliced from 2 exons. Gene Ontology annotation, molecular function: DNA-binding transcription factor activity, RNA polymerase II-specific; RNA polymerase II cis-regulatory region sequence-specific DNA binding. Lineage: Eukaryota; Metazoa; Chordata; Actinopteri; Perciformes; Percidae.
CAGUGCAAGUCCAGGGGGCAGGAUCGUGAGGUUUUCCUUCCCUUGGACUCGGAGGGUUUGCAGCAACCACGGCAGCAGCAGCAGCAGCUUAAAUGAAGUGUGUCUGCAGACUGCUGGCGCGCGGGGACACCGUGCUGGCUUGUUCAAGAUGCCAGAGAUGUACAGCCAGAAUGCAUCUUUGUUUUUUUUUUGUUUUUUUUUAGCUCUUGAGAGGGCGGAUUUAAGCCGUGCCACAUUUCUCCAGUAGCUCCCUUUUUGUAAAGAAAGCUGCAGGGCCUUGAGAAAGCAAUCCGCCUUGAUGGUAUCUGGACAGCAGCGCGCUGCACAGGCGAAUGGCAGCUCUCUGCACGGGUGAUAAAGAACUUGGGGAAAGGAAAUGGUCAAGAUGGCAGCUGUGUAUGGACUGAUACAGCUGAUGUGGUGGCGUUAGGUGUAGUCAUUUACAUUUUUAAUUGGCAUGCACGUCGCUGGAUCGCGGCGCAGGACGCGGGCGCUUGUAAAGGAACGCCGUUUGGAUUUCCUCUAAAGACUUCGCCGACUCUUCCUAUCGUUAACCCCACAUUUCGACAAAUUACCAUGUUGUAUGUUGGCCAGGGUGUGGGCUGUGCACGAGAAAAGGCAAUGUUUUGUUAAUGCUGGUCAGUCCGAUCAGCUUUGUGUGCUGCGGAUAGACGCCUUGCGGGACAGACAGACACGUGCUGGGACUGGGCUGCAGGCUGGACAUUUGCAUACCGUGCAUUAGUAAAUAAACUGUCUCUGAAGCCUGCACACAAACAUUGAUGGAAUGCGAGCUGAGUGAUUUUAUAACCCUUUGUGCAGCGACCGAGAUAUUGCGAUUAACAUGGCUGAAGCGCCGCGCAACGGCAACGAGUCCCCCUUAAACGUUGAGAUAGAUCCGGAUUUCGAGCCCCAGAAGCGGCCACGGUCCUGCACUUGGCCACUGCCCCGUCCGGAGUCUGGUGCGGACAAGCCCGGAACAAAUGACACUGACGUAAUCCCUGAAGAAGAUGACGAGGGUGGCAGCAGCGCGGAAAGCGGCGAUGCUCAGAAAGCCAGCGUCGGUGUUCUCAAAUCCCGUGUGCCGAGCAGCAGCUCCGUCUCCGAGCCUGUGGAGGUCCAGCGCGGCCCCUGCAAGGAGGAGGCCGCCGAUGGCUCGCCUUCCUCGGCGCAGACCCCCACCUCGGCUCUGGGCGGCUCUGCCUCCCAGCAGCUGAGGAAGUCCUCCGCCCGCAGGAACGCCUGGGGCAACUACUCCUAUGCAGACCUCAUUACCCAAGCCAUCGAGAGCUCCCCCGAGAAAAGGCUCACCUUGUCCCAAAUUUAUGACUGGAUGGUGAGGUCUGUGCCAUAUUUCAAGGACAAAGGCGACAGCAAUAGCUCUGCUGGCUGGAAGAAUUCCAUCCGACACAAUCUGUCCCUCCAUAGUCGUUUUGUGAAAGUCCAGAAUGAAGGAACGGGGAAAAGCUCCUGGUGGAUGGUCAACCCAGAAGGAGGGAAAGGAGGCAAAGCUCCCAGACGACGAGCCGUAUCGAUGGAUAACAGCAAGUACAUCAAAGGAGCCCGGGGACGUGCCACCAAGAAGAAAGCCUCGCUGCAGGCAGCCCAAGAUGGCAGCUCUGAGAGCUCCUCCAGUCUCUCCAAAUGGACAGGAAGUCCCACCUCCCGCAGCAGCGACGAGUUGGACGCCUGGACAGACUUUCGCUCUCGGACCAAUUCCAACGCCAGCACGCUCAGCGGUCGUCUGUCCCCGAUCCUGGCCAACCUGGAGCUGGACGAGGUGCCCGAUGAUGACUUGCCCCUCUCCCCCAUGCUGUACUCCAGCCCCAGCAGCAUGUCCCCAUCCACGGGGCCCACGGGGCUCUCUGACCUGGCAGGUACCAUGAACCUCAACGACGGGCUCUCUGACAACCUGAUGGACGACCUUUUAGACAAUAUCAGCCUGACGGCAUCCCAGCAACCUCCUCCUGGAGAGGAAGACAACGGAGCCAAUGGUCAGGGGAGCUCAGUGUUUACCUUCAGCUGCUCAGGAAGCAGUCUGGGCAGCCCCUCUGGCAGCUACGGGCCUAACCCUCUUUUUAGCCCGCCUUCCAUCACAAGCCUGCGCCAGUCGCCCAUGCAGACCAUCCAGGAGAACAAGCAGACCACCUUCUCCUGCAUCUCGCACUUCGACGACCACCAGACCCUGCAGGAUCUGCUCAGCCUGGACUCCCACAGCCCCAGCAACGUCAUGCUCACCCAGUCCGACCCGCUGAUGUCGCAGGCCAGCACCGCCAUUGCCCUGCAGAACUCCCGCCGAAAUGCCAUGCUGCUGCGCAAAGACCCCAUGUUGGUGAACCACACCAGCGUGGGUGAGGCCCAAAGCUCUUCAGUGCCUGGUUGGCAAGCUGGCUUGUCGACCUCUGACAAAGACGCGGGCCACCCCGACGCAAAGCAGCCCCACCUGAGGUCUCCCGGCAAGAACGCCUCCAUGCAGCUCGGCUCUGGUUUGUCCGUCCAGGACCGCUUUUCCGCUGAGCUGGAUCUGGAUUUGUUCAACAGCAGUCUUGAGUCUGACAUGGGAUCCAUCGGCAAUGAACUGAUGGAAGCAGACUGCCUGGACCUGAGCUUCGACUCUCGCCUCACCUCCGCCCAGAACGGCAACAGGAAUUCAGGAAGCUUCUCCAGUUCGAAACAGACCUCCCCUCACAGCUGGGUCCCAAGCUGAGAGGCUCUGUCAGAGCUCAGCAUUGGUAGGGGAAAUGUAAAUUGGGGUUCAUUGUCCUGCGUUGUGCAACUAUAGGGAAGAAACUACGUAAACGUGUAUUCAUGUAGUAUGUUUUUUCUCCAUUAUUUUCAAUGUGAGGCAUUAAGUUCGGUACUGUAUUUUAAGUGUCUGAGACACACAAUGGUGUCUUCACAGAGGAGAAAAAAAUUCUUUAAAAAGAUCAAUGCCUGGGCGGUGGGAACAACAACAUUGACUGGAAUGGAAGUACAGGACAUUUUGUUAAAAAAGCAUCAACUCGUGUUAGUCUCAGGGAAUCAUCCAUGCAGUAUCACAAAGUGGUACCUGAAACUGAAGAUGAAUUAUGUUUUCACCCUGCUUUCUCUCCUCUUUCACACCCU